Molecule: messenger RNA, 2751 nt
Organism: Cornus florida
Lineage: Eukaryota; Viridiplantae; Streptophyta; Magnoliopsida; Cornales; Cornaceae
Product: probable serine/threonine-protein kinase At1g54610
Exons: 7
Coding region: 726-2462 (578 amino acids)
Biological process (GO): protein phosphorylation; positive regulation of transcription elongation by RNA polymerase II
Cellular component (GO): cyclin-dependent protein kinase holoenzyme complex; nucleus
Molecular function (GO): ATP binding; RNA polymerase II CTD heptapeptide repeat kinase activity; cyclin-dependent protein serine/threonine kinase activity
Source: RefSeq, a predicted model, not a curated record
UUUAUUAUCCCAAAACUUUGGUCUGAUCUCUUAAUUCUUCAUCAAAGAAGCACAAACUAAGCAUUGCCAUGAGACACAGCUGACAUUACAGAGAGAGAAAAUCGUGAGCAGCAGAACCUAUUUGACUUGCUGCCAUCAGAUUGAGUAUACAAUUUUGGUACUACGAACAUUUCGAUUCUGUUUCUCUCUCUAAACAUCUCACUAUAUUCGCAUAUACUACUACUGUAGAGAGAGAAAGGAGCAGAAAGAGAUCCACACUCUUUCUCACUCUACAUUUGCAUGCAAAUCCUCAAUCUAGUAAGUUAAUUUUUUAUGUUCUUUUUCUUUUCCUUCAAGUGGAACUCAACUUUGCUACGCUUCUAACAUCUGAUCUUCAAUCACCAACAAAAAGCACUGUAAAGCUAGUUUAUUUUUACUGUGGAUCACUUUUUUUUUUUGCUUCGUUUGUAGCUAAUUUUUGACCGCCAUAAAUUGUGGGCUAACACUAAAUCAUUACUGCCACUGCUUUGUUGGGCAAAAAGCUAGGUUCUUGAAUUAGCGUAUGUUCGUUGUAUUAAUCAAACAUUGCAUUUGAUUGCUGCAAAAAGUAAAAAAAAUCAGCAUUUAUUGGAAGAUUUGUGUUUGUUAUUCAUUUUGGUUGAUUGGCGAGGUUGGUUGUUGAAUGAGUGGAAUAGUAUAGAAUGUGAUGAGAAAUGAGGAUUAGGGUUAGGUUUGGGGUGUGAAAGAUGGGGUGUGUGUUGGGGAGAGGGAUUUCGUCGCCAGGGUCACCGAGCUCGGAGGUUGUGGUAGAGAAUGGGAAAGAGAACGAGAAAGAGAGGGAUUUGACAGUGGGAUCGUGGAGGAGAGAGAAAGUUGCCAUUGCAAAUGGGGAGAGCGGUGAUGGUGAGGUUCAGAAUGGCGGGGAGGAUCAGAAGGAAGAGCAGAAGGAUGGUAGUAGGCGGGCAAGGGGUGAGAGGAGGCGGUCGAAGCCGAAUCCCCGGCUCAGUAAUCCACCUAAGCAUGUAUAUGGUGAGCAAGUGGCUGCCGGGUGGCCGUCAUGGCUCUCAGCAGUGGCCGGGGAGGCAAUCAAUGGGUGGACACCUCGUAGGGCAGACACUUUUGAAAAACUCAACAAGAUUGGGCAAGGCACAUAUAGUAAUGUUUACAAAGCUAGGGAUAUUAUAACGGGGAAAAUUGUUGCACUGAAGAAAGUCAGAUUUGACAAUUUGGAGCCUGAAAGUGUAAAAUUUAUGGCUAGAGAGAUUUUAAUUCUGCGACGAUUAGAUCACCCCAAUGUUCUAAAAUUGGAAGGUUUAGCAACUUCACGGAUGUCAUGUAGCUUGUACCUUGUGCUUGAUUAUAUGGAGCAUGAUUUGGCUGGACUUGCUGCUAGCCCAGAAAUCAGUUUUACGGAGCCUCAGGUCAAGUGUUACAUGCAUCAGCUAUUGUCAGGGCUUGAACACUGCCACAACCGCCAUGUUCUGCACCGUGAUAUUAAGGGGUCAAAUCUUCUUCUUGACAAUGGAGGGGUUCUUAAAAUUGCUGAUUUUGGGUUGGCUUCUUGCUUUGACCCUAAUCACAAGCAGCCCAUGACUAGUCGGGUUGUCACUCUAUGGUAUCGACCCCCGGAACUACUUCUUGGGGCCACUGACUACAGUGUGGGUGUUGACUUAUGGAGUGCUGGCUGUAUUCUUGCUGAGCUGUUGGCUGGGAAGCCCAUCAUGCCUGGUCGGACAGAGGUGGAGCAGCUGCACAAAAUUUUUAAGCUAUGUGGUUCUCCUUCUGACGAAUAUUGGAAAAAAUCAAAGCUGCCACAUGCAACCAUAUUUAAACCCCAGCAAUCAUACAAACGACGCAUAGCAGAGACGUUUAGAGAUUUUCCGCCUUCGUCUCUGCCAUUAAUUGAGACCCUUCUUUCAAUUGACCCUGCUGAACGUCAAACUGCCACAGAUGCGUUGAGGAGUGGAUUCUUCACAACCAAACCUUAUGCUUGUGAUCCUUCAAGCCUUCCAAAAUAUCCUCCCACCAAGGAGAUGGAUGCAAAACUACGGGAUGAAGAAGCUAGAAGGCUGAGAACUGCUGGUAAAGGCAACACGGAUGCUGUGAAGAAAACUCGUACACGUGAUCGAGCUGUAAGGGCAAUCCCUGCUCCAGAAGCCAAUGCUGAGUUGCAAGCCAAUCUUGAUAGGCGACGUUUGAUAACACAUGCAAAUGCAAAGAGCAAGAGCGAGAAAUUUCCUCCUCCACACCAGGAUGGAACACUCGGUUAUCCUUUAGGUUCUUCACAUCACAUUGACCCAGCCUUUGACCCUCCUGAUGUCCCAUUCAGUUCAAUGAAUUUCUCAUAUUCAAAAGUACCCAUCCAAACUUGGUCUGGCCCAUUGGUAGACUCUGCUGCUGUUGGUUCUCUGAGAAGAAAGAAACGUAAGGAUUCUCAGAAAGAUAAGAAUUCUGCUCGGAUCAAGGAUAACGAAGGCAUGUAAUAUAUCAUUGGUUCUUUUACUACUAGGGGAUCCUCAACUUACAAAGCUGCAAAUGUUUCUGGAACUGUAUGUCUUCAAUCCUGGCCAGUAAACUUGUUAAACUGCAUAGAGAGGUCAAUUUUUUUGUAUUUUCAGAUUUCUUGUUUCUAUUCUAAAUUUUUGGAUUGCUGAGAAGCCCUUCUCGGUUUUGUAUAUGUACUUUUUAUCUUCCAUGGUGUUGACAGACUCUGUUUAGAUUAGUAACAAUAAAAAUGCAAAGAACCUGUAUUUCAUUUUUAGCUUUGUUAAA